GGCAGCGCAGCCAGCCGAUCCGAUCGCAAGUAUCAUAACCUUCCGUGCCUGUCGCCAUGCGUCUCUCGUGCAACAUGGCGACCGGCAAGGGGCUCGCCGCGAUCCUCCGCCCGAAGACCAUCAAUCUGAUCGGGAGCAAUAAGCUGAGCAAGCUCUCGCGCGGCGUAUUGCGGCAAUGCGGCGGGUGCCAGCGACACGUGGUGACCGUCGCGUCGACUGUCGGCAGCUGGAGCCGCGAAAAAAACGUAGGAAGAAUAGUGCAGCCGCAUAGGGCCAUACAUCUAUCAAGUAGAUUAUUAGCUAAGCGUAACUAUUACGAAAUCCUGGGUGUCUCCAAGAACGCCGCGGCCAAAGACAUAAAGAAGGCGUAUUAUGAGCUCGCUAAGAAGUAUCAUCCCGACACGAAUAAAGGAGACCCGAGCGCCAAUCAGAAGUUUCAAGAAGUUUCCGAGGCGUACGAAGUGUUGAGCGACAGCACCAAGAGGAAAGAGUAUGAUACGUGGGGCGCAACCUCGGAGCAGAUGGGCAUGGGCCAGGGCCAGGGACCCAAGAGCUACAAUCAACACUGGCAGUACAGAUCGACCGUCAACGCUGAGGAAUUGUUUAGAAAAAUAUUCGGCGACGCCGGAUUCCAAAGUGGGGCCUUCAGCGAUUUUGAAGACUUUUCGGAAACGAAGUACGGCUUCGGGGCGGCUCAGGAGGUGAUAAUGAAUUUAACGUUCUCCCAAGCUGCCAGAGGUGUGAACAAGGACAUUAACGUGAACGUGGUGGACAAUUGCCCGAAAUGCGGUGGUUCGCGCUGCGAGCUAGGAACUAAGCCGGUAAAGUGUCAAUAUUGCAACGGUACGGGGAUGGAGACGAUAGCCACCGGUCCGUUCGUAAUGAGCUCGACUUGUCGAUACUGUCAAGGCACGAGGAUACACAUCAAGUUCCCUUGCACGGAGUGCAAUGCGAAAGGACAAACGGUGCAACGUAAAAAAAUAACGGUGCCAGUGCCAGCCGGAGUGGAGGACGGUCAAACGAUCCGCAUGGCGGUGGGCAGGAAGGAGAUAUUCGUGACAUUCCACGUGGAGAAGUCCCGAUACUUCCGUCGCGACGGGCCCGACGUGCACACCGACGCGGAAGUCUCGCUGGCGCAGGCGGUGCUGGGCGGUACGAUACGAGUGGAGGGCGUGUACGAGGAUCAGACGAUACAAAUAGUGCCGGGCACGUCGUCCCACACGCGAAUUCGCUUGAGCGGCAAGGGAUUGAAGAAGGUCGACGGACUGGGCUACGGUGAUCAUUACGUGAACGUCAAAAUCACCGUGCCGAAAAAGUUGACCGAGAAGCAGCGGGCGUUGUUUCAGGCGUACGCCGAGCUUGAGACCAAUACUCCCGGCAGUAUACAUGGUGUAACAUAUAAAACAGACGGUACGAAGGAAUGCUAUUCUGGUCCAUUGCACUUGGUGGAAUCUAUACGGAUAGCACUAGGAAAUACGUCUAAACCUAAAAAAAAUCACGAAAACCAGUCUUUAUCUUCUGAGCCCGAGCAUCCGGGGGACAAACCUCUUAAUAAUAAGUCCGUACACACCAAAGAUACGUCGAACGUCGAUAGUAAAAAUGAUACUAACGCUGGAAUGCAACGACAAAAAGUGCCCCAGUAAUCGCAGACGUUUAAAGCAAUCUGUAGAGAUCUAGAGAGUGCUGCUCGCGUCGUUACGUAUAAUAAAUAUGUAAAUCGUAUACGCGCUAGUAUCAUCAUGAAAAAUGGGAGUCCUUUUUCGGGCCUGAAAUUAUACGUAUACACUUUCGAUCAAGUUAAGAAAAAAAAAACAAGCAUGGAUUAUCGAUUAUGAGCGAAGUGAUGCCACCCUGAUGCCGUUUAGAUAAACGUAUAGCUGUACAGUCGUAUCAUAGCUUACAAGUUUGUCUUUAUUACAUCUUAUUUAAAUAAAGUGUACAUGAAGAUAAAUAUAUCUGUCUGUUGUUUAUCUUGAUCGAGACGAUGUAUAUUUGUAAAAUAAAUUCUCGGCACACGUA
This is a messenger RNA of Wasmannia auropunctata (little fire ant), 2019 nucleotides long. RefSeq names its product protein tumorous imaginal discs, mitochondrial-like. The record is from RefSeq and is a predicted model, not a curated record. Gene Ontology annotation, cellular component: mitochondrion. Gene Ontology annotation, biological process: response to heat; negative regulation of apoptotic process; mitochondrion organization. Bases 57 to 1643 code for a protein of 528 amino acids. Gene Ontology annotation, molecular function: heat shock protein binding; ATP binding. The transcript has 5 exons. Lineage: Eukaryota; Metazoa; Arthropoda; Insecta; Hymenoptera; Formicidae.